This is a messenger RNA of Caenorhabditis remanei, 1392 nucleotides long. RefSeq lists its product as uncharacterized. Gene Ontology annotation, biological process: phospholipid metabolic process. The transcript is spliced from 6 exons. NCBI's taxonomy places the organism in Eukaryota, Metazoa, Nematoda, Chromadorea, Rhabditida, Rhabditidae. The record is from RefSeq and is a predicted model, not a curated record. The coding region runs from base 1 to 1392 and encodes 463 amino acids. Gene Ontology annotation, molecular function: glycerophospholipase activity.
AUGGCACGAUUAUUGAUUCUAUUUGUAAUUAUUUAUUUGAUACUACCACAGUUUAAAUGUAUCAUUUCACCUCCAAAUGAGAUUCUCAAAAUUUCUGCGGAGAUUUUCAAUAGCUGGAGAGAUGUCAAAAAAGAGUUCUCGGAUUCUAUGAAGCAUCCAAUGGGACUUCCACAUUUCAAUUGUUCUUAUUCAAUCCAAGAGCCAGCUACAUCAGUUCAUCAACUUCAUCCUUCACAAAUUGACGUCGUUGCUGCUCUCGGAGACUCAGUUUCAGUUGCACAGGCUGCAAAAUCAUCCUCUAUUUUUGAUAUUUUCGAAGAGUAUCCAGGAAUUUCUUUUGUAACUGGAGAUGAUGUAACUCUGAAUGAACAAGCAACACUGAUCAAUAUGUUCCGUCAAUUUUCACCAAGAGUCAAAGGAGGAUCUUCUGAUAGAAUUAGAAAAUUCUACGAUUUCAACUUGGCGGUCCCAGGUUCUUUCAGUCAUGAGCUACCAGAGCAAGCUAAGGAACUCGUUAAAACUUUGAAGAGAAAGUUGGGAUCACGUAGCGAAGACAGUUGGAAGUUCGUGAACAUUUUCAUCGGCCACAAUGAUUUAUGCAAUGUUUGUAAGAAUGAGACUCUUUACGGACCGGAAACCUUUGGAAAAUCUAUCAGAUCAGCACUGACUAUUAUCCAUUCAAGUAUUCCUAAUGUAUUUGUCAAUAUAAUGCCUCCAAUUAAUGUCCAAAUUCAUUCUCAAGCUCACGAAGUCAGUCCGUUCUGCGAAUUGUCUCACAAACAAACGUGUUCUUGUAUUUUCGAAUUAGAUAAAAAAGAAUAUCGGAAAAUCAAAGAGAAAUUCAAUGAUCAGUUGAAGGAGAUAGUGAAAGAAUUUAAUGAAAACUCUGCUACUUCGAAUAGUUUUACUGUCGUCAUUUCUCCAGGAAUGGACUUGAAAUCUAUUCCACUUCUUGGAGGUCAACCGAAUGUUGCAUUGUUGGCCUUGGACUGUUUUCAUUUGUCACCAAUUGCUCACGAUAUUGCUGCGAAACAAAUAUGGAAAGGACUUUUUGAACCAGUUCAGAAGAAAACAGUUACAAGUGAAUUAUCAGUUGGAAUGGAUAGAUUCGUGUGUCCUCCAAUGGAAUGCCCAUAUCUGAGAACUGAUCAGAAUUCAGAAGGCUGUGAACCUCCGAAAAAUUUCAGAAUUCUCCCGAUUAUUCCAGGAAACACUUCAGUUGGAUUGAGUAUGCCUCCUUUCAUAAUUCUUGGUUUCUUCCUUUUCGGCACUGCUCUUAUCCUUCUGUUCGUACGUGCUUCAAUCCGCCGCCCGUUUUCCGAGUUCUCCGAUGAACGACACUAUUUACUUCUUCCGAUGCGUCGUGCCGACCUCAACGACAACAUUUUCUGA